CGUGAUCCUUACGUCACUGAAGCGCCCUGGCUCGCGGAGCUACUGGUAGUGCUGGCAAGAGAGGAAAAAAAGAGAAAUAAGUAUUAUAGUAAAGCACAUCCUUUAAUGUAGCGGAUUGCCUUUGAUAACGGUCCGUCCGCAACACAGGAGUACGGCGCCGUGCUUUACCUACAACUGGAUAAACGGGAUAUGUGAGAAGAAGAUCACAGAACUGACGUCGGCCUUCUGUAGUCAUGGAGUGACCGGAUCUUCUCCCCAGUCAGCACACUUGCCACGUUAAAGCCUCCUGAAAACCUCCUCUUUGAACAUGAAAUCCUCCAUUCUGUCGUUCAGCUAAAGCAGACUCAGAGAAGAGGGUGAAAAUCAAGAGCACAGGAAAUUCACGGGUAUACUACCAAGGGAAUAAAUACAUAUCCUUGUCUUUUUUAGUUUUUUUUUUCUUCUUCUUUUUGUUCAUUUUCCGUUUCCACGGGAACAAAGGUAGGGUGUCCACCCCCCCCUCGAGUCCGCCACCAUGUAUGGCAGCGCCCGCUCCGUGGGCAAGAUGGAGGGGAACCACAGCGGGGGCAGUAACCAGAGCCCCGGGCGCUCCCCGCGUCUGCCCCGCUCGCCCCGCCUGGGGCACCGCCGCACCAACAGCACGGGGGGCAGCGGGGCGGGGGCCGGCGGGGCCGGCGGCAAGACGCUCUCCAUGGAGAACAUCCAGUCGCUCAACGCCGCCUACGCCACCUCCGGGCCCAUGUACCUGAGCGACAACGAGGUGGUGGCGGCCCCCGACCUGCCCAAGAGCACCAUGACGCUGGGCCGGUCCGGCGGGCGGCUCCCCUACGGCGUGCGGGCGGCCGUCAUGGGCAGCAGCCCCAACAUCGCCACCAGCACCCCGGGCUCGGUGCCCAGCGACGCCAUCGCCUUCGGGGACCACCACAUGCCCUCCAGCCUGGCGUCCACCGUGCCCCACUCCCUGCGCCAGGCCCGGGACAACACCAUCAUGGACCUGCAGGCGCAGCUGAAGGAGGUGCUGCGGGAGAACGAGCUCCUGCGCAAGGAGGUGGACGUGAAGGAGAGCAAGCUCAGCUCCUCCAUGAACUCCAUCAAGACCUUCUGGAGCCCCGAGCUGAAGAAGGAGCGCGCUCUGCGCAAGGACGAGGUCUCCAAGAUCGCCGUGUGGAAGGAGCAGUACCGCGUGGUGCAGGACGAGACCCAGCACCUGCAGAUGACCAUCCAGGCCCUGCAGGACGAGCUGCGGAUCCAGCGGGACCUGAACCAGCUGUUCCAGCAGGACUGCAGCAGCCGCCCCAGCGAGCCGCUGGCCUCCGAGCUGACGGAGGAGAACUUCCAGCGGCUGCACUGCGAGCACGAGCGGCAGGCCAAGGAGCUCUUCCUCCUGAGGAAGACGCUGGAGGAGAUGGAGCUGCGCAUCGAGACGCAGAAGCAGACGCUGAACGCCCGCGACGAGUCCAUCAAGAAGCUGCUGGAGAUGCUGCAGAGCAAGGGCCUGUCGGCCAAGGCCAGCGAGGAGGACCACGAGCGCACGCGCCGCCUGGCCGAGGCCGAGAUGCACGUGCACCACCUGGAGAGCCUGCUGGAGCAGCGGGACAAGGAGACGGCCGCCCUGCGCGAGGAGCUGCACCGCCGCUACGAAGGAGCCCCAGAGUCCGCCAAGACCAAGGCCCUGCAGACCGUCAUCGAGAUGAAGGACUCGAAGAUCAACUCUCUGGAGCGUGGGCUGAGGGACAUGGAGGAGGAGAUCCAGAUGCUCAAGUCCAACGGCGCCCUGAGCACGGAGGAGCGCGAGGAGGAGAUGAAGCAGAUGGAGGUCUACCGCAGCCACUCCAAGUUCAUGAAGAACAAGGUAGAGCAGCUGAAGGAGGAGCUGUCUCAGAAAGAGGCCGAGGGGGCGGAGCUGAGAAAGCGGGCGGCUGACCUGCAGCUGGAGGUCUCAGCAAUCGACCAGGUGAAGCAGGACCUGUCCAGGAAGGACACGGAGCUGCUGGGGCUGCAGACCAAGCUGGAGACGCUCACCAACCAGUUCUCCGACAGCAAGCAGCACAUCGAGGUGCUGAAGGAGUCUCUGACCGCCAAGGAGCAGCGCGCCGCCAUCCUGCAGACCGAGGUGGACGCGCUGCGUCUGCGCCUGGAGGAGAAGGAGGCCAUGCUGAAUAAGAAGAGCAGGCAGAUCCAGGAGAUGUCUGAGGAGAAGGGCACCCUGAACGGGGAGAUCCACGACCUGAAGGACAUGCUGGACGUGAAGGAGCGCAAGGUCAACGUGCUGCAGAAGAAGAUUGAGAACCUGCAGGAGCAGCUGAGGGAUAAGGAGAAACAGAUGAGCAGUCUGAAGGAGAGGGUGAAGUCCCUGCAGGCGGACACCUCCAACACCGACACCGCCCUCACCACCCUGGAGGAGGCGCUGGCUGAGAAGGAGCGAAUCAUCGAGCGUCUGAAGGAGCAGCGGGACAGAGACGAGCGGGAGAAGACCGAGGAGCUGGACAGCACCAAGAAGGAGCUGAAGGAGCUGAAGGAGAAGGUCAGCCUGCUGCAGGGAGACCUGUCUGACCGUGAGACCUCCCUGCUGGACCUGAAGGAGCACGCCUCCUCUUUGGCCUCCUCGGGCCUCAAGAAGGACUCCAAGCUGAAGAGCAUGGAGAUCACCCUGGAGCAGAAGAAGGAGGAGUGCCUCAAACUGGAGUCCCAGCUCAAGAAGCUCUCUGAACUCAUGUCAGCCCAUCCUUCAGAGCUUGCUCAGAACGCAGCGGUGGAGGCGCAGGCCAACACGGAGCUGUCGGAGCGCAUCGCCUCGCUGGAGCGGGAGGUGGCGCGGCACCGCGAGGACGCUGGGAAGGCCCAGGCCGAGGUGGACCGGCUGCUGGAGAUCCUGCGCGAGAUGGAGAACGAGAAGAACGACAAGGACAAGAAGAUCAAUGAGCUGGAGAGUCUGGCCUCAAGGCAGAUGAAGGACCAGACCAAGAAGGUGGCCAACCUGAAGCACAAGGAGCAGGUGGAGAAGAACAAGAACGCCCAGCUGAUGGAGGAGGCCCGCAAGAGAGAGGACAACAUCAACGAGAGCUCCCAGCAGGUCAAGGAUUCCUUGCGGCAUAAGGACGACCGCAUCGAGGAGCUGGAGGAGGCGCUGCGGGAGAGCGUGCAGAUCACGGCCGAGCGGGAGAUGGUCCUGGCUCAGGAGGAGGCCGCUCGCACGCACGCCGAGAAGCAGAUGGAGGAGCUGCUGGCGGCCAUGGAGAAGGUGAAGCAGGAGCUGGAGUCCAUGAAGGCCAAGCUGUCGUCCACCCAGCAGUCCCUGGCCGAGAAGGAGGCGCACCUGACCACACUGCGGGCUGAGCGCCGGAAGCACCUGGAGGAGGUGCUGGAGAUGAAGCAGGAGGCGCUGCUGGCCGCCAUCAGCGAGAAGGACGCCAACAUCGCCCUGCUGGAGCUCUCGUCCUCUAAGAAGAAGAAGACGCAGGACGAGGUGGCCCUGCUGAAGAGGGAGAAGGACCGGCUGGUGCAGCAGCUCAAGCAGCAGACGCAGAACCGCAUGAAGCUGAUGGCCGACAACUACGAGGACGACCACCUCAAGGCCUCUUCGCAUUCCGAGCAGACCAACCACAAACCCUCUCCAGAUCAGAUCAUCCCCCCUCUUUUAGACCUCAAUCAGAACCGCAGUAAGCUGAAACUCUACAUUGGCCACCUGACCGCCUUGUGCCACGAGCGAGACCCCCACAUCCUGCAGGACCUGGCCCCGCCCACCGCCUAUCACCGCAGCGACCGAGCAGCUUGGGAGGAGGAGCUGCAGAAGAUGAGUCCGGAGCAGCUGGAGUCGGAGCUGGAGCAGUGUGAGAGGGAGAGUGCCGAGCUGCAGGAGUACGCCAACUCCGUCCUGCAGCAGAUCGCCGACCACUGCCCCGACAUCCUGGAGCAGGUGGUCAACGCGCUGGAGGAGUCGUCCUGACCCCGCCCCGGCCCUGGCUCCGCCCCCGGCCCCGCCCUCUUCCCACCGCCCUCUCGCUGCCUCUCCUCCGUUUCCGUGCAUCCCUUCAGAUUCUGAACACCUCCUUCUCCCCGCGUCCACACACACACGCACACACACACACACACACACACACACCAGGGGCCCGCCCCGCUCCCUCUCCCCUGCCAGCCAGAGGGUAAGUGCCAAACCCCAGGACAGGCAAGCAGCCCGUCAGACGGUAGCGGAAUGAUCCGGCGAACUCGAGUCCGCCGCUUGGCACAACACUAAACAGCACCUGCACUGGGCGGGCUUUUCCCUCGUCCCGUCCGUCUGACUGGCCGUUUGCUGCGCUCGCAGAGGGAGGGGGGGCCUCCACAAACGGCUCCGGAGCGCACACUCCGCCCAUCCGCCCCCGCCCCCGUCCCCAAAACGGGUAACCAGGUCACCCAUCCAAUAGGGACAUGUGGAGGCGGAGAUCCUGGAACUGUAGUAUCCGCUCGGUCGCGCAACAGACACCCCCAGAAUGUGCCCUUGCAUGUCCGGUUCCAACAGGAAUGUUUUUAGGUAAGGGGGGAGACGAAAAAACAAAAAAAAAACAGAAGCAUUUAAUGUUGAGAGCACAAUGAGGUCAUAACUGCAGGAUGUUGAAAAGGGUUUCAACCUGUUUUUUGUUUUUUUUUUUCCUUCCUUUUUUGGGAGGGUUUUGGGAGUUUGGGUUACAGUACGUGUAUGUAAUGGGUCACUCAGCUGGUAAAAAAAAUAUUAGAGUCAUUCUAGGGUCGUUUCAUUCUAGGGUUCUAAUUUGAGGAACGAUUAUUCAAAUAGCCAUACUCCCUGCACCCUGUCUGAAAACAUAACCGAGUGAACCUUAGAGACAAACCAUUGGCGUGUACUUUAUUUUCUUGUUCUUUUUCUUGUUUGUUUUUUUGGCAUAAUCUUUAGUAUGUGUAUGUGUAAAUGAAAGUGUGAUACACUCCGGUUUCGCUGUCGUACAGUCUGUCAGGAAUGCACUUUCAGCAUUACGGUCACUGCUAAGAGUACCCUGAGGGGUCAGCCAGGGGUUUUCAGCUGUAGGCGUGUUACAGGAGCGAAUGGUAUUAACAUAAUGACUAAUAGUGUAUUUAUCACCACGUCGUCUUUGGAUCUUGGAAACUACGGCUUCACUUGACUGUCUUUACAGAGUUGGAAGCUGAAAAUGAGAUGCCUUUUAUUUUGACAUUUUUGCUGCUAUUUCUUUACUGUCAUUGACGUAGUUAGAUUAUCUUUUUCUCCCCUAAUGAGAACUUAACGUAUCAGGGCAGGUAGUGGGUCAGUGAUUCGCUAGUGUAUUUGGUCAGGGGGGGGAAAAAAAAAGGUCAACUUCACUACAUUUGACACCAAUUUAUGUGAUUUCCAGACAUAGUUUUUAACACUAAGACAAAUGCAUCUUGUUUUAGGAGGAGAGAAAUUGGAGCCAUUUUGAUUGGAGUAGAGAACAGUCCUUGGGUAAAAGUAGCUCUGCAGAGUAACUGAAGGAAGAGUGGUCUCACUUUGCCUGGUAUUCCCAAAACUCACUCAACGGAAUGGUGGUUUAGCUAACCAGUCAGUGGUGGAGCGUGUGCUCUCCACCUUCGAAUGACAUUUCUGAUCGCACACACACUCAUCCACCUGUAAUGAGCACAAUGGUUCACACACUGGUUACACACAGCACAUACCCUACGACUCACACUAUGCAACAUGCAUUGAUAGAGAAGUGGGCGUAACCACUGAUUCUUUAGACCAAUCAGAUGCUACUCAGCAAUUUUCUUUACACUGAAAGUUCUCUCUGAAACAUUCCAAUUUUUAUGCACAUUCAUGAAGGGGUGUGUCCUUGGGCACACCUUUUUAAUGAGUACUCAUAAACUCUAAUAAAGCCCUGCAGACUCCUGUUAUUACCCAAAAACUCGUGCAGUUUGGCGGUACAAAGGAUGGGAGAGAAGCAGGCAUUGACCGCUGUUCUGAAGAAUCUGUGGUGUAACCCUCUAAAUGGCUGCCUCAGAGAGGUGACAUAAUUCCGCGUGAUGUCACCCCAAAUAAAGCUUGUAAUUAAACUAUGAUGCCAGAGGAUGAGUCACAGCAGUGCGGAGACAGAAAGGUGUCCUCCCACCAUACAGGUGAAGUGAACACUCUUUGAUCUCCCUUAUCAAAACCACCCCUCCUAUUUCUCUUAUAAACAACCUUGAAGCUCAGAAACGCAGCACAGGCCAAAGGGCCACGCCUUUCCUUCUCAAACUAACGCACCGGGCUCACACAGGUCUGUUUCUGCCCUCUCUCAAAGGAGUGGAGCCUCUGUUAAUUCUAAACAGAAAUGGUAUUGAGUAUAAUAUCCGCUCCCCCAGUUGGCUAGACUCUUCCCUGUGAGCAGGCCUCCUGCAGCCCGCUCGUGCUCUCCGAUGCUAACGUGCUUUAGCGGCUUGGCUAAUUAAACGGGCGCGUCUCCGGGCCUCGAGCGCUGCUCCGGAAUGCACCAGACGGGUUGCUCACCGACCUUCAGCCGUGACUCAUCACACCGAAGGAGUCACAGCCAGACGAGCGCAUGCCUCGGCGAUGACAUCAUGCCCUAGCGCACACAAACCCCAAUGCCCUGCCCGUGACCCGCUCGCUCCUCAGAGACCGCUCAGAUAGCGUCCGCAGCUCCACCAAACUCUGACCUCCCCCCUGGGCAAAGCCUGAGAUGGGAACGGGAUGGGCUCGACUGGAAAACAAAAACACACCUGCUCCUCCCUGGAAACGCAGUGGAGAGCUAGCGAUUAAUGGGUCCAGACCAGCCACCCACCGUCAGAGCAGUUAAACAGUAGUGCUCCCUGAUGGAUUUACGGACUUUCUGUAUUGUUGCCACAUUACGUGAUAUGAUGUCAUACAGUGUCUGUUCCUUGAUAUAAAAUAGAUUUUUUUUUGCACCGCACUAUCCCAGUCUUAUUAUACGUCUUUAGGGGUGAAGUGGGAUCCCCACAUGGUGUUCUAUAGGAGACAGCAUUGGGGUACGUACUGUUGGUAGCUGCCUGGGCAGUACCAUGGUACAGACUCUAAAUGGCAGCACGGAGGGCACUGGCCCGUGCCGUGGCCUGGCGCUCGGGCGGGAGCCCUGCGUGUCUGGCGUCUAGGGCAGAGUCCCUCGUCCCCGGGCCCCGUUGGCCGCUGGUGCGCCGCCAGGACGUGACAGCUGCUUAUCAGCUCGCCCGUGGCUCUCUUCCCUUAAUCUCUUUAUCGUUUUACCGCCCUUGUGCUGCAACAGUAACUCAAUAAACAAUAAACUGCGUCCUUCCACGGGUACACAUGCAGGCUCCUGUGCUAAUUACAGUCACGCCUGUAAUAAAGUUAAUUUGGGAACGUGGAGGCGGCAGUGCAGGGGCUCAGUUUCUGUUUGGAGGAACAUCUUUCCGUUGUCAUUCCCAGGCACAAGGGCUCUCCGCUUCGACAGGUUCGCACUGGCAGCUGUAGCCCAUCGUCUAGCUGUGAAGGCUCACAGAUCUGUGAUGGUGGAGGGUAUAGCCCAUCCCCUUGUUGUGUAGGCUCACAGAUCUGUGAUGGUGGAGGGUGUAGCCCAUCCCCUUGUUGUGUAGGCUCACAGAUCUGUGAUGGUGGAGGGUAUAGCCCAUCCCCUUGUUGUGUUGGCUCACAGAUCUGUGAUGUUGGAGGGCAUAGCCCAUCCCCUUGUUGUGUAGGCUCACAGAUCUGUGAUGGUGGAGGGUGUAGCCCAUCCCCUUGUUGUGUUGGCUCACAGAUCUGUGAUGGUGGAGGGUAUAGCCCAUCCCCUUGUUGUGUAGGCUCACAGAUCUGUGAUGUUGGAGGGUAUAGCCCAUCCCCUUGUUGUGUUGGCUCUCAGAUCUGUGAUGGUGGAGGGUAUAGCCCAUCCCCUUGUUGUGUAGGCUCACAGAUCUGUGAUGGUGGAGGGUGUAGCCCAUCCCCUUGUUGUGUUGGCUCUCAGAUCUGUGAUGGUGGAGGGUGUAGCCCAUCCCCUUGUUGUGUUGGCUCACAGAUCUGUGAUGGUGGAGGGUAUAGCCCAUCCCCUUGUUGUGUAGGCUCACAGAUCUGUGAUGGUGGAGGGUGUAGCCCAUCCCCUUGUUGUGUAGGCUCACAGAUCUGUGAUGGUGGAGGGUGUAGCCCAUCCCCUUGUUGUGUCGGCUCACAGAUCCGUGAUGGUGGAGGGUGUAGCCCAUCCCCUUGUUUGGCAUCUGUUUCUUGUUCCCCCUAUGAGAUCCAGGGUGGAUUAUCAGGCUGCCAGUGACUCCAACACAGCAGACUAAACACAGUCUCCCACAACCCCUCAAAUGUAUGCCCCCUCAGUGCUGGAAGGCAUGAGCGCAGACGAUGGGUUGAGCCUUCCUCACGAGUGCGCUGAGUGCCGAAGGGGAUUCCUCACAAACCCGCUGAUAACCUGGAGCAGAUCCACCCCCCACAGGGUGUCUCCCACCCUCCCCGCUGUGAGCAAGCCUCCGGAGAGUUCUCUCUGGAACGGCCUGCGUGUUCAGGCACGGAUGGGUUCCAGCGAGACGGCAGGUGGGGGUGGAAGUGGGAGUGGGGCUUUUUUUUUUGGGGUGGGUUGGUCUGUGUUCGUGUCCAGAGAAGGACUGCAGGCCCUGUUUUUUUUUACGGGGCUGUAAUUUGCGUAAACGGUGUGGGACACGCCCAUUUCCUGCAUGGCCAGAUCCGCCUGGAGCUCCCGCGCUCUCUCUCUCGUCUAAUUAUUAUUAUUGUUUUUUCCCCUCAUUGCCUUUGCUCCCAAAUUAAGAACUGCACACUAUUCUGACUCUUUAAGAGCUAAAGAAAGGAAAAUGCACAGUGUGACAGAACCACGAAAGCUUUUCAUGUUUCUUAUAAUGGCAACGCUGAACCAUCACAGCUUAACGGUGAGCGAGCUUAUCUUCCGUGUGACUGGCAGGGGUCUGUCAUCGCGCCCUCGAAACAGGAACCGAAGGAACCCAGCUGAACCCCUGAUCUCCUCAGUGUUGGUGCGCUUCAGUAUGUACAGAGUGCUCCUUUGAGUCUGUGGGAUAAGGCACUUUAUUUUGGGAGAUGCGUUUGUUUACCGUUCUCUCCGAAACCUUUUUGCACCCUUCCUUGCCGCAGAACGACAUGCCGCUGAUCACGCUAGCGGGAGCAGCCGACUGCGGAGCAGGUCAGGGCAGGGUUAUUUGAGAAGGGAUCAGCAGGGCCCCCCAACACAGCCCAGGUUAAGAACAUUGUGCUCUGGUGCUAUAAGUUAGGAUCAGUGGAGAAAAUGAGAUUUAUACAGAGACAGUGUUCAGCUCAUUUCAACACUACCACGGAUUUCCCAGCAUCCUUAAGGAGCUGCGGACAGAACGUUCUGUAUUUUCAUCCGUUCAAGUUUGGGUUCCCUUGUAAUAAAAAAAGAAUGUUUUAACAGAAAAAAUGCACAAGGUCAGGGGCGUGGCAUGCGGGGUCAUGUGACUCUGGUGACGCCCAUCCUGUCAUAGGUGAAUACAUUUCCUUUUAAAUCCGUACAGUAAAAAAAUAAACCUAAGUAAAUGAACCAAUGAUGUUGUAAAUCGUGUAAAACAAGACAAAAAAAGAAGAAACUGAAAAAGCAGUGAGCCUCGUUUUGUGUGUCUGUGGUCCAUAUUGAGUGUUCCGUUGUCUCGAUCCCGUUUCGCGUUCUCUCGUGGAUCUCGCCCCUUCCCCGGCGAGGCCAGCGUAUCGAGUCCGUCUGUCUGGGGUCGAUGGCGAACGCUCACUUCUUGUGCAUUUCAUUUGGGGUUUGUUUAAAAAAAAAAGUUUGGAGUUAAUAAAAACUGAAAUGUGUUGACAGCACAAUUAUCCCAGACAGUCAUGUUUUAAAGUAUACAUAUGCAUAUACAUAAAUAUAUAUUUAUAUAUGAGUACAUAGGUGGCUAGAUAUAGUUAAAUAUAAUGUUUUGCACAGAAUGUCCAAGGGGUAGGAAGAGAUCCCUCUGAACAAAAUGGCUACCCCCCCCCCCCGUGUCUUUAAAGAAACGAAAGAUUAAAACAAUAAUAGAUGUCCGAAAACCUUUUUUCGUGUCAAAACAAGGUGUAAACACAAAGAUCCUGAAACCGUUACCAUGUGGUUGAAAAAGUACUGUCCUUGGUAUAUCUCUGUUUUUGAUUUCUAUACCUUUAAUUUGGUUUUGUUUUUGGUUUUUUUGUUCUGCAGCCUGUUGAUAAUGUGUGUGUGACUCUGAGAUUGCGAUGUUGAAACUACAGUGUGUUUUUUUAUCUGCAAACGUGUGUGUCUGUCCUGGGAGGGCUCCUGCCUUCACUGUGUUCCUUUAGGGGUUAACGAUGCCAAGACCUAUGCUUAGACUGUGAUGCCAUUCUACGAGGGUUGCUGGUCAAUAUGCAUACAUUCACAUGUAUAUAAGCCUUUAAAAAAAAGUCCAUUUGGUCUUACUUGCUGUCAUGCUGUAAAAAAAAACAGAUGAGUAUAUAUUAAUUAUUCAUUUUUCUCAUAUUCAUUGGCAACAUCAGCAGCAUUUAUCUUAAAAAGGUGUAUGAAAUAGUUUUUCGAAUCUGACAUUUACUCUAUCUUUACAUUUGUUACAUACAACCUGAAUUGUUAAGUUAGAAAUAACGGUAUUGCGUUUUAGUUACCAUCUAACCAUAAAACUGCCUAAAAAAAGUGUGGUUAAGGUAUGAAAUUCUGCAGUGCCAAGAAACUCUGUGCUGAAAUGUGCCACAAGUUUUCACCUGCCUUUUUAAUCAACAACCAAAGUUUAGAAAAUGCUCUUCAACCUUCCCGCUCUCACAGGAGUGUUCCAUACAGAGAACGCGGUUGUGAGAACGGAUCUCUGACUCCUAGCCGCACGCAGUCCGUCGCCCUCUCCAUUCACCUGAAUCGGUCGCAGUCACCUGGGUGAAUGUUCAGUCCCAUCGCUGUAAUAAGACAACACUUAAAAAUAAAAUAAAAAUGUAAAAAAAAAAAAUGUAAAAAAAACCGUGCUGGAAGAUGGCGACACUUUUGAUCAGGUCCUGUAAAAGGACGCACGCGGAAGACCUGGGACAUACUGACUGUUAAUAGAGUAUCGCAGAACACGUUAGGACCUAAUCUCUGUUAAUACUUGUAUGUGCGUGUUUGCCGUUAUCAGUGAGUAUCCCGUCCACGUGUAGAUAAGGUCUGCGCAGCCCUCGUGAGCGCUCGUGGGACAGCCUGCCGUGAGCGUUCGCACGUGUGCAGUGCGCCUCGGCCCAAAGCGGGGCCUGAGCAGGAGUGAGGCGGAGGGCUCUCUCUGGGGACCCGACCCUGGCUCAGUUUAGAGACUCAGAGAACAUCCAGCACACACGUCCCACAGGACACAGUGUGCUGUGUGUGAAUGGGGGGAGGGACGCUGUGGAUAAUGCCCCCUUUGCCCCCCCCCCCAACCCCACCCCCGCCGGUAAUGACAGGGUCCGCCCCCCCCACCCCACCCCCCCGUCCCAGAGAGAGGAGUGUCACAUCCCUCCAUCCCCUCUCCCCGCCUCCCUCACCCCUUCAUCUUUGCCUUCCUGUCGUUUUUUUCCAGCAGCCCUGCCUUCUUGAUUUGUACGGGUCCAUCCUUUUUAAGAGUCGACUUUUUUAUACAGCAUUCAGGAGCACAGUGCUGGUUGGGAGGCCUCCCCUUUUAUUUAAAUAGAAAAAGAAGAAAAAAAAAAACUAAACUUCAGAACUUCAACUCUUUUUGUUCUUUAUUGUUUUUUUUGGGUUUUUUUUUCUUUCAAUAAAAAAAGUACUGCCUUUAUCCAUCUGUGUGAAGACGCUGGAGAUUUCUUUAAAAAAAAAACCAGAAAGAAAAAAGACGUAUUGUAUUCAUGUUUUGCCUUUGUAUAUAUAUAAACACUACAUUAUCAGCC
Anguilla rostrata (American eel) is the source of this 11770-nucleotide messenger RNA. RefSeq names its product ELKS/Rab6-interacting/CAST family member 1-like. The transcript is spliced from 21 exons. Lineage: Eukaryota; Metazoa; Chordata; Actinopteri; Anguilliformes; Anguillidae. Gene Ontology annotation, cellular component: cytoskeleton of presynaptic active zone. Bases 515 to 3946 code for a protein of 1143 amino acids. The record is from RefSeq and is a predicted model, not a curated record. Gene Ontology annotation, molecular function: structural constituent of presynaptic active zone. Gene Ontology annotation, biological process: neuromuscular synaptic transmission; maintenance of presynaptic active zone structure; regulation of synaptic plasticity.